AUGCGCACCACGAAGCCAAUGGAUGACGAGCUGGUGGAACUGGUGAAGGAGCGACAACUUGUGCUGCUAAAUACAUGGAAGUCGGCGGCGCCGAGUAAGUGCUGCACCUUUACCAACAAUGGUCAUCGCUCUCAAAUUGACUUCCUGGUCCGACUGCAAGAGGCCGAGACCGCUGCCUCUAAGAACGACCUGGGUGCGGUGUACAGGGUUGUGAACAGCAUUGCUCCUAAGAGGCGUAGGGAGAAGGAAUUUGAAGAGAUCUAUGGCUACUUCAGGAAAGCCUUUUCGAGUGCCGAACCAUACGAGAUGCCGCAGGUCGUCGAACCGCUGUCAUUUACAGUUGAAGAGGUGCAGACUGCCAUUCAACAGCUCAAGCGUGGCAAAGCUGUACCUACCGCCAGUUUGCCAGCUGAUGUGUGGUUGCUGGACGCAAACUCAAUGGCCCAGGUUUGCACCCGCAUCUUUAAUCGCUGCAAUCUCGACCAUAACCGCUACCCAGCAGAAGCCACAUGCUGUGAGCUGUCGCUCCUCCAGAAAGCGGGACGAGCAGGGCGCCGGCCACAGGAUCUGCGCCCGCUCGGACUGCAAGAUCCGGGUUCGAAGACGCUGGCAGUGGUACUCAGGUCUCGCAUUCUCCCUUACAUUACGGAUUACAUAGCCACCCGACCUCAAUACGCUUACUGUCCCGGUAAAGCUAUUGACGAAGCAAUAAGUCGAGUGGCCCGACAUUGUAAGUAUGUGAGGGUGGAUGCCCGAGCCGCCUAUGCCAAGCAGCAGAUCGAUCUAUGCUUCGAGCACGACCAGGAGGGCGAGAGGCCCGACAAGGAGGCCGACGCGGAGGAAGCCAGGCCACCCAAGUGGGCGAAGCCGGAGGGCAAAGGCUCCUCACAGGAUGGCUGGGACAAUUGGCGGAGCAAGAAGCGCAACUGGGGCGCGGCGAAGGACCAAAGCUGGGGCCAGGCACGAAGCCGAUCUCCAAAUGUGGAGAACCGACACCAGUUUUGUGAUCUUCGUCGAUACUUCACCCACUCAUGCCUGGCAGCCAUUCGGGACGCCGUGGAACGGUGGCAGGAGCUGUUCAUCGCGGGCAAAGUGACCAUGGCACUGAAGACGACCCUCUUCAUGGGAAUGAUGAGCAAGCUCAAGAAAGCGGUGGAGGAGCUCCAGGUCGACGAGAACAAGAUCGGCCGUUGCAAGGAGGCAGGCUGGGUCAAAGAAGGAGCCACAGCCCUCGACCCAGCCUUCGUUUACCAUGCCUGGGACACCAAGAACAAACAGCAGGUGGAAGCGGAGACACAACCGCUACCGCUGACCACCGUUCUCAAGGACCUCGACGUGGCCUUGCGGUGCCUCUCCAAAGAAGGUGUUCUGCUUCGCUUUCGGAGCACCCAGGAGCUCACGGAGAACAUGACGGGGGAAGUCGUCCCGUUCAUGGCGACGAUCAGCCUCCGAUCAAAAGAAGCCGACGACCUCCACCAGAUCAUGCAGCGUUUGGCCGGUUGCGCGUGCUGCAAGUUGCUGGGGAUGCGGAUCAAGCCGGAAAGGGGUGCACGCUCCAACAUGAGCAAGCUCCUGGAGCAAGCAUAUAUGAGUCAGGACUUCUGCGAAUGGAAGCCGAGGAGGAACAACCGUUCCCAGGGCUCGGCCUAG
Molecule: messenger RNA, 1650 nt
Organism: Symbiodinium sp. CCMP2456
Lineage: Eukaryota; Dinophyceae; Suessiales; Symbiodiniaceae
Source: the annotation of a GenBank genome assembly